CUCUCUCAUACACUUACACACAUACACACACUAACCUAGCAGAGAAAACGCUAAUCUAUCCUUUCAUAAACCGACCACCUAUCCCGGUCAGUUUAACGACUGAAGGAGCCGCUCCACCGCGCUCUCAUGUCUCGCUUGUUCCCGGCGCUGUCACCCGCUGUCAGCUGCACCGUCCCCAGCGACAUCGCCAGGUAAACACCGGCCAGCCCCAUGACGACCCCGCCGCUGUCCCCUUCACACAUGGCGGUCAGUUAACCAACUACACAGGACACAGGAGCCGCGUGGACCCGAGGCAUCAUGGAUCUCGCAGCGCCUGCUACAGUGGUAGCUCUCCUCCACUGACAUCCUCCUCCCCAUCUCUUCCUCUUCCUUUCCCUCUCUCAUUUGCCCCUCUUCCUCUACACCCCCAUCCCUUACUGCCUGUCGUCUGUGACCCAGAGUGACUACUCCGCCCCUCCUACAUCAUGGCAGGGGAGAAAGGGCCGAUUAAACGGAGCGCCAUGGACAUCAAGCGCCUGGCGAGCCUCAUCCAGAGAGGAACAGGCCGCUUGCUGGUGAUUGACAGCAGGACGUUUUCUGAGUAUAAUGCGUCACACGUGCAAGGUGCGGUCAACGUUUGCUGCUCCAAGCUGGUGAAGAGGCGACUGCAGCAGGACAAGGUGUCUGUCACUGAGCUGCUACAGCCCAAUGGCAAGGUGAAGGUAGAGCUGGGCAGGAAGCAGGAAGUGGUGGUUUACGACCAGAGUUCCAAAGAGGCGGGUCAUCUGUCCAAAGACGGCUUCGUACACAUUCUCAUGGGAAAGCUGGAGGGCACCUUUCACAAAGUCUCCCUGCUCACUGGAGGCUUUGCUGCUUUCUCCUCAUGUUUCCCCGGCUUGUGUGAAGGGAAGCCGGCAACUGCUCUACCUAUGAGCUUGUCCCAGCCCUGCUUGCCUGUGGCUAAUGUAGGGCCCACUCGCAUCCUGCCACACCUCUACCUGGGCUCACAGAAAGAUGUCCUCAACAAGGAUCUGAUGGCACAGAAUGGUAUCACCUAUGUGCUGAAUGCUAGCAACACCUGCCCCAAGCCAGAUUUUAUCAGCGAGAGCCACUUCAUGCGCAUCCCAGUUAAUGACAACUACUGCGAGAAAUUGCUUCCCUGGCUGGACAAAACUAAUGAAUUUAUUGACAAAGCUAAGGUGUCAAACUGCAGAGUCAUUGUGCACUGCCUUGCUGGAAUCUCACGUUCAGCAACGAUUGCCAUUGCAUACAUCAUGAAGACAAUGGGCUUGUCAUCAGAUGAUGCCUACAGGUUUGUAAAGGACCGAAGACCGUCCAUAUCCCCCAACUUCAACUUCUUGGGUCAGCUGCUGGAGUUUGAGAAAGGCCUGCAAUUACUCCAAGCUCUAACUUCAAGCUCUGAUGAGAAGAUCUCUGUAGGCAACACUAAACAAAAUUCAGAGGUUAAUGGGGUUAACACAGGUUUCGAGAUAAAUGGUCACCACAGCAACUACGACUCAUCUGUGGCAGAGCCACAGAUCCCACCAGAACCCAAGCUUCCGUCACCCACCUCCCUCCAGCAAGGCUUCAAUGGCUUGCACCUCUCAGCAGAGAGGAUCAUGGACACUAACCGGCUCAAACGCUCCUUCUCUCUGGACAUUAAGUCUGUGUACUCCCCUAAUAGUCCCCACUGCCUCAGCAUGGCACCAACACACUCUGAAGACGUCCCCAAGCUGUGCAAACUUGACAGCCCAGGAACAGGCACCUCUAAUGGUGUCUGCUCCCAGUCUCCCGUCCUAGACAGUCCUAGCUCCUCCGAUUCCCCAUUCCCCUCACCAGGCAGCGGGGGCAGCAUCGGUGGUUUGGGGUUUGGAGGAAGUGAAGGAAUCCAUCGGUCUGGUUCUUCCUCUUCCAGACCCAGAAGAAAACCGAAGCACAGCUCUGGCAGUUCCCCAGUCCACUCCCAACCACACCACCCUCCACAGUCCCUCAGCUUGUCGCUGGACCAUAAGAGCCCCAGCCUGGACGAGAACAUAAAGGGCUCCCUGCUCCUGUCACUACCCUCUCUGCCCACUGUGGGGUCUGGGGCCAUGUGGACCAAACACAGAGACACUGUCCAGGCCACCACUCCUGUCACUCCUGUCACCCCCACCAGAGAUGCCCCCUGGCACUUCGGGGCAGGGGAGGGCGGUGAGGGUGGGAUGGAGCUGGGGGGAGGAGGGGGAGAGAAGUCGUCGGUGAGGUUUGGGAGCAGCUCGGCGUAUGUGGCGUUUGGGUGCAGCGAGGGUGUGCGGUUACGAGACAAAUCUCAGAAGGAGAAGCCCUCAGCGCCACAGACACAGAGAGACCACCGGGACUCCAAAUCGUCGUCCACAAUUACCAUGUCCAACAGUGCAAACAGCAGUGUUCCUGCAUCAGAGAAGCAGUUCAAGCGGCGCAGCUGUCAGAUGGAAUUCGAGGAGGGCAUCUCAGAGACGCGGUCCCGAGAAGAACUGGGAAAGAUCGGGAAGCAGUCGAGCUUCUCUGGGAGCAUGGAGAUCAUCGAGGUAUCCUGACAGAUAAUGGACAUGAUCAGGACUGUCCCUUGGGGACAAAAAUGGACCUGGUUAGAGGGAGUGCAAGAAGAGGAUAUAUGAGGGU
Molecule: messenger RNA, 2619 nt
Organism: Scomber scombrus (Atlantic mackerel)
Lineage: Eukaryota; Metazoa; Chordata; Actinopteri; Scombriformes; Scombridae
Gene: dusp8a
Product: dual specificity phosphatase 8a
Exons: 8
Coding region: 465-2534 (689 amino acids)
Biological process (GO): protein dephosphorylation; negative regulation of MAPK cascade
Cellular component (GO): cytoplasm
Molecular function (GO): MAP kinase tyrosine/serine/threonine phosphatase activity; protein tyrosine/threonine phosphatase activity
Source: RefSeq, a predicted model, not a curated record